CCGGCGCCCGGGGCGACCGUGUCGCCCAGGGGGGGGGCACUCCCCGCCGGCCGAGUGCCUGGCCCGGGGCCGGGGGCGGCCUUUUUCAGGGCUCAGCCCGACCCCCGGGGCACGGCCCCCAAGUCCCUCCCCUCGUCUCUCCUCUCGCCUCCUUUCGUUCGGUCCCCCCGCCCGAUCGCAUCGACUUGUCGGAUAGUCGCAGCGCCGCCAUGGGUCUCUUCUCCGCCCUCGCCUUCGUCACCUUCUUCUCGGGCUUCAUGCUCACCUCUCUCUCGCUGGUGGUCUAUAUCGUUCGCCAGAACUUCAUCGCCCUCCAUGUGAUCCCCUGCCUCCUGUCUACCUUCCACAUCAAGGAGGAGACCAUCCCCAUUCUGGUCCUCGGCCUUGCCUGGGGCCUGACUCUGGCCACCUUCCUUUCUUGCAAGAUUUUCACCUUCCUCUGCAACCAGCCCAUCAGCAGCAGCGCCCCCCGCGCCAUCAAGCUCAAGCAUAACACCGUGGCCUUCCGCCUGCAGUCCGCCCACGAGAACGCCCUCGAGGCUCUCCCCGCUCUGACUGCUGCCAUUGUCGCCAGCGGCCUCGCCGGUGUUGAUGCCCACGUCCGCAACACCCUCCUGGUUCUGUUCAUCCUCCUCCGCGUCUCCCACUGGAUCAGCUACGGCAUGAACAUCUUCGCCAUCCGCGGCUUCUCCUACAUGAUGGGCAACGCUUGCCUCUUCCUGCUGUUCGCCAUGUCCAUCUCCCCGAGCUGCACUCAGAACCUCAUCGCCACCCUCAACUCGACUGUCGUCACCUACGUCGAUGUUGCGGCCACCGCCAUCGCCACCCACUCCCGCCCUCUGGCUUCCAAGGUCAUCACCGCGGCCAAGCCCGUCGUCGACCAGGCCGUCGCCUACGUCCGCCCCUUCGUCGACCAGGCCGCCGAGGCCCUGUCCGGCAAGGCCUAAAUGCGCGUUUCCAUGACGCCCCCCCCCAUCUGCCGCGGGUGUGCGCGAACGCGCGCUUGAGAGUGAUCCCGGCGGGAUACGGGCCGGGGACCGGGGCCGAGGCCUUGUAGAGCGCACGGCACGCCGCCGCUCUUUCCCCCUCUCUCGCUCUCCUUGCUCUCCUCGCGGCCCCUCCCCCUCCUGUCAUUGCACCGAGGGCUGGAGCUUCAGAAGCAGGGGGCCAGCAGCGAGGAGGGGGCGGCGGUGUCCUUCCCCUUCUUCGCGCCUCUCCCCUCAACAAAAGGGUGGUCGCUCCGCGAGCGAGCAUGUGCCACCUUUGUCCCCCCUCCCCCAUGCGUGUGUUGCUUGCCGCGCCUCUCCACCCCCUCCACCAACCGUCAGCGGGGGGGAGGCCGGCGCUCACACGCGGCGCCUCGCACCUCCGAUGUACGCGUGUAGUCUGCUCGCGUGCGCGGUGCGGCCCCCCCCCCCCCCUCCCCAUCAUCCCGACGCAAGUAUUUGCGUCCGUCUGUCUACACAUGCCGUUCCCCCGGGGAAAAAUACACACCUCUCUCUCUC
Molecule: messenger RNA, 1505 nt
Organism: Fonticula alba
Lineage: Eukaryota; Rotosphaerida; Fonticulaceae
Exons: 5
Coding region: 210-947 (245 amino acids)
Cellular component (GO): membrane
Source: RefSeq, a predicted model, not a curated record